UCAUUUUCAUUAGGGCAAAAAUACCCAAUCUCUCUCUCUCUCUCUAACGCACACAGUCGCGCACCGGAGACGCAAAUUUGAGCUCAAAUCCGGUAGAUUUUCGCCAUCACUACCGACACCAUGGCCGGCGCGGCGCCGUACGACUCCGAGCAAUCCGCACAUGGAGAUUCCGCCUCCGGAUACGACCCGAACUACGUGCCGGACUCGGUGAAGUCGUUUGUGGUGCACAUGUACCGCCAGAUACGGGAGAAGAAUGUCUACGAGAUCCACCAGAUGUACGAGACGUCGUUCCAGAGCAUCAGCGAUAGGUUCUUCAAGGACGCGCCGUGGCCGUCCGUCGACGCCGUCGCCACCUACGUCGACAAUGACCACGUCUUCUGCUUGCUCUACCGCGAGAUGUGGUUCCGCCACCUCUACGCGCGCCUAUCGCCAACGCUGAAGCAGCGGAUUGAUUCGUGGGAUAAUUAUUGCAAUCUGUUUCAGGUUGUAUUGCAUGGAGUAGUGAACAUGCAACUGCCAAAUCAGUGGCUGUGGGACAUGGUUGAUGAAUUUGUGUACCAGUUCCAGUCUUUCUGUCAGUAUCGUGCCAAGAUGAAGAGCAAAACCGAGCAGGAGAUUGCUCUUCUGCGCCAGUAUGAUCAGGCAUGGAACGUAUAUGGUGUCCUUAAUUAUCUACAAGCACUUGUGGAGAAGUCUUCGAUCAUUCAAAUUCUGGAACAGGAGAAGGAAGGUCUUGAGCAGUUCACUGCUACAGACGGAUAUGAUUACAGUGGUGGAAGCAAUGUGUUGAAGGUCUUAGGUUACUUCAGCAUGAUAGGCCUGCUUAGAGUUCACUGUUUAUUGGGUGAUUAUCACACUGGCCUGAAGUGCAUACUUCCAAUUGACAUAACUCAACAAGGUGUCUACACUAGUGUCAUUGGGAGCCACAUAACCACAAUAUAUCACUAUGGAUUUGCAAAUCUCAUGCUUCGGAGGUAUACAGAGGCAAUUCGAGAAUUCAAUAAAAUACUUCUUUAUAUAUGUCUUUGUCAGGAUGCUUAUAGACUACAGUUGAAGUUGUUCCUUUAUGAAGUAAAGCAGCAGCAACUACUAUCAGGCAUUCGGACCUUCUUAAAUGUAUACUCUACGAUCUCCAUUGCAAAGCUGGCCUCGUAUAUGGAAGUUGAUGAACAUACUUUGAGGACAAUUUUGAUGACAUACAAGCACAAGAUGCAUUCAGUCAAUUCAGAUGGGAAAAUUGUCUCCAAUAUGGACACCAAUUUCUACAUUGACGACGACAUGGUCCACGUUGUUGAAUCCAAAGCACCAAAGAAAUAUGGUGAUUACUUUAUGCGCCAAAUUGUCAAGCUUGAAGGGAUAAUGACUGAUAUCGACAGAGUAAAGCUCGAGUAAGAAUCGUAGUCUUGAUCUAUGAUUUGCCCUUUUUUGUAUUUUGGAAGAGCAGAACCAGGGCAGUUUCAUUGGAUCAUUUUUGAUCUUUCGAUAUUGUGUUGCAAGUUAAAUAUGACUUCCUUUGAUCUGUGCUAAGAAAAAUGUUGUAAUGAAGAGAUACUAAGCUUUUUUCUCGAGUAUUAGAACUCUAAUUUAUCAUUA
Molecule: messenger RNA, 1593 nt
Organism: Salvia hispanica
Lineage: Eukaryota; Viridiplantae; Streptophyta; Magnoliopsida; Lamiales; Lamiaceae
Source: RefSeq, a predicted model, not a curated record